Molecule: messenger RNA, 768 nt
Organism: Cladocopium goreaui
Lineage: Eukaryota; Dinophyceae; Suessiales; Symbiodiniaceae
Source: the annotation of a GenBank genome assembly
AUGCAUACUGCCUUGGCUUUGCAGAAGAAAGGCGGCUUGGAGAACCGAGCUGCGUGGGUGGAAGCUUUGAAGCAUUUCGAGGGGCGAGCGGCAAUGCGUAAGAAAUACCCUACUGACGCUUUGAAGGAGGCCGGUCAUAUCGGCUUACAUUGCUUGGACAACUUCAAGCUCUGGCUGCGAGCAAAUGUUUGCUCAGCUGAAGCCGGCAAGGAGAAGCCUACUUCCAAGCAAGCUUGGAUCCGCAAGAGAAAGGCAGCCGUGGACCAGGCUGCUCAAGAGGAGGAGCUAUGCACUCCUCCGAAACGUCCCAGUCUUGAACUUCCAGAGAGCUUGGCAAAGGAGCAGAGUAAGCAAAGAGCUUUGCAGAUGAAACGGAAAGCUGAAGCAUAUUUGGAAGGCACUCUUGUCGCAAAGGAAGCGACGCAAGAAGUCAAAGACGCAGCUGAAAUGAAACAGAAGAUAGAUGGUGGCAACGACAGGGAUCGUGCCCGCAAGUUUGCAGAUGCGUCGGCGAAACUGGCCGUAAGGCAAAACAAACAGGAUGUCACUUGGGCAAGGAAAAAGCUUCCACAGCCAGCCACACUGUUAGAUGUGGCGCCAGGGAUGGUCUUGGCAACGAAGCAAAAACUCAAGCAAGCGGGGGUGGCAACCUUUGUUCAGGAUCUGCGGCCGGCUAAGUACCUUGGGCGCACCCAGCGGGUCUUCGCAGCUGUCAUGGGUUGCGUGCUGCUGUCUGCGUCAAUCUUGAAUGGACAAAGCGGAGUCUAA